This is a messenger RNA of Micropterus salmoides (largemouth bass), 4949 nucleotides long. It is a transcript of the gene tcf3a, whose product is annotated as transcription factor 3a. Bases 522 to 2387 code for a protein of 621 amino acids. NCBI's taxonomy places the organism in Eukaryota, Metazoa, Chordata, Actinopteri, Centrarchiformes, Centrarchidae. Gene Ontology annotation, molecular function: RNA polymerase II cis-regulatory region sequence-specific DNA binding; protein dimerization activity; DNA-binding transcription factor activity, RNA polymerase II-specific. The record is from RefSeq and is a predicted model, not a curated record. The transcript has 20 exons. Gene Ontology annotation, cellular component: transcription regulator complex. Gene Ontology annotation, biological process: regulation of transcription by RNA polymerase II.
UUACAACCAAAAAAUAGUGACACUGCGCGGUAUUUAAGAUACUCGCCGCGUAAAUUCAGAUUUCGUUGAACCCUGCGUCGUUUGGUUACUUCGUCUUUAGUUGAGAUUGGACGCCGCUGAUGUUUCAGCGUCCAUGCCCUCCCGUAGGCUGUGUGCUGCGGAGUGAUACUCGGUUGGAACCGACAAUGUGGAGGCUGUUAAAAUGUCUACUUGGAAAAUGACAUGGUUACAAUUUCUCUAACAAUAAGGAAACGGGGGGUAACACAAGAGUUAUGGUUUGUGUUAGAGACGUGUUUUCAGCUUCGUGACGAAGACAACGACGAGACGAGGUGACGGAGGAGUGGUUCAUAUUGUCUUUCCUCAUUUUCUCAAGCCCACAGUCCGGACCACGGGGGGAAGGAUCCUAUCCCCAACUUUGUUUUUCUCUCUACUCCAGCCGUUGAUUUCUCCCUGUUGGAUGCCACAUAAUUGAGUCCAGUCGCUUGCUGAGACUGAAAGGGCCAAGUGAACAGCAGCAGAGAAUGGCUGCAGUGGAAACCGACAAGGAGCUCAACGACUUGCUGGAUUUUAGCGCGAUGUUUGAGCCUCCAGUUUCAAAUGGCAAGAACCGGCCAACUACUCUAGCCAGCAGUCAGUUUGGAGGUUCAGGUAUGGAUGAGAGGAGUGGUCCCAGUCCCUGGGGGCCAGCACAACAGAACAGUCCAUCUUUCAACCAGGGAAGGGGUUAUGGAGAAGAAGGCCUUUACAGUGAGCAAGAGGCGCCCAUGUUUGGAUCAGGGAUUGUUGCAGGGAAGGCUGAGCGAGGACCCUACUCGUCAUUUGCAACACAGCAGGGCUUUAUGCCCAGUGAGAUACCCAUGCCCAGUCCCAAUGCCCUCUCCCCAUCUGGCCUGAAGACCAACUCCCAGUUUUACUCUUCUUAUGAGGGAAACCCUCGCAGGAGACCCUCCCAGGACCCCAUUGAAUCACAGCCAAAAAAGAUCAGGAAGGUGCCCCCUGGCUUGCCCUCUUCGGUUUAUGCGUCAGCCUCAGGAGAGGAUUUUAACAGGGACAAUGCCGGCUACCAAGCCUCCAAGGCAGGAAACGUCUACUCACCAUUCUACGUGCAAGAAGGCCUCCACCCGCCCUCCGAUCCAUGGGGCUCCACCAGGUCGAUGGUUCAGCCUGGUUACUCUGCCAUGCUGGGCAACUCCCCCCAUCUGAACCAGCAUGGUCCCUUCACUGCCAUCAACCCCCAAGACAGACUGAAACGGCAGCCACUUCCCCUCUCUCCCCAAAACUACCCGCUGCAUGGCAGUGAUGUGAACGGGGCUCAUCCCACUGGCUUCCACUCUGGAUCCAGCAGCUUCGGAGUCCCCAGCCACACCCCCCCUAUCACUGGCACUGACACCAUUAUGGCCAAUCGAGUUGUAGUACCUGGAAGUUCAGGGGAUGAGAUUGGAAAAGCUCUGGCAUCUAUCUAUCCUUCAGACCCAAACAGUAACACCUUCCCUCCGUCCCCGUCUACUCCGUCUGGAUCUCCCCAGGCUGUAUCAGGCUCUGCAUCCCAUUGGACUCGCUCCUCUGGCCAGGCCACACCGUCACCCAACUUUGACGGCGGAAUUCAAUCCAUGAGUAAAAUGGAGGACCGUCUGGAUGAAGCCAUCAAUGUUCUCCAGCGUCACGCCAGCGGACAAGGAGGGCCAGGCCUGGCUGAAAUGCACAGUCUGCUCUCGUCUGGCUUAGGGUUGCCUCCAGCCUUCACCAGUGCAGCACUUGGACUGGCUAGCCGCCUGCCUGGACUGAUGUCCGGUCACCAUGAGGAUUCUGGCCUGCCCUCUAGUGGAGGACUUUUGCAUGGUCACCAUGGCCCCACAUCUGGCCAGCCAGGCCCACAGCAUGAAGGUUUUACCGGCCUCGCCAGCAGCCUAAGUCGCUCCAGCGGCAGCGAUAUCAAACGAGAGGACAAGGAGGAUGAUGAGAACUGCUCCAUUACCGACAAGUCAGAGGAUGAGAAAAAAGACAUGAAGGCCCGCCUUCGAACAAGCGUUGUCUCGGUGACUGAUGAGAACCUGACUGCCGAGGAGAAGGAGCAGAGGGAGCGUGAGCGCCGCCACGCUAACAACGCUAGGGAGAGGGUGCGUGUGCGCGACAUUAACGAAGCCUUCAGAGAGCUGGGCAGGAUGUGUCAGGUCCACCUUCAGAGCGACAAGGCCCAGACCAAGCUUAUCAUCCUGCAACAGGCUGUCCAGGUCAUACUGGGCCUGGAGAAGCAGGUGCGAGAGCGUAAUUUGAACCCAAAGGCUGCCUGCCUCAAGAGGAGAGAGGAGGAAAAAGUUUCAGGCGUGGACCCCCAGAUGCAGCUUGGCGGGGGUCACUCUAGUCUAGGAGCAGAUGGACAUAUGUAAUUCUCAGUUCCUGUUGAUUGUACAGCCCUUAGAACACGUGGCCUUAAUCUAUCAGUGUCAUGCAUCUCAGUGUGUGUUAAUCAACUUUUGGAAAGCACACACGCACACACACCUCAUUACUGACAAGGCAGGUGGCCACAUUCCUGACGAUGAAUACAAAAGUAACAAGCACACUCUUACAGAGAGGAAAAUUUUAUUAAUCUUUACAUGACAAUACUUUGAACUGAGGACGCUGGUUUGGAGACAGUGGAAAUUGGACAUAAGGACGUUCUUAUGAUCAUGUUUUUGUAAGACAUUUUGAAAAAUUGCUUUACACGUUGGGAGCAAACCUUGUUUGGAUCAAAUAAAACUUUUGGAUCAAUUGCUCGUGUUAGCAGAGUUAGGAUUUGUACUGUUGGAUAAUUAUUGGCAUUCCCAUCUGAAAAGGAUGUCUUACAUUCUUCACAAGCAAAGAGGGACAGCCGGGUUUAUAUCUUAAAAUUGAACAAAACCUGUUUAAGGUUUACGUGCCUGAAGAAGGCCUAAUGCAUAGUGUUUGGUUAAGAUAAAAGUAGCCAUCUUUAUUAUCCUUUCAUGUGAUGGCUGAAUUACAGAGGUAGAUUUGGAGACUUUGGAGCAACUAACUGGGACACCAGAGAGCUGACUUCUCAUUUUUGAUAUGUUGGUAACUCUGGCCGUAUUUUUAAAAUUGUCUUGCUUUGGCUCUAAAGGUGCCACAGCCACUGACUCACACAUGGUGGGUUGUGUUUUCUUUAUUUUUUACUGUGUAUCCCUGAGUCUUAUCUGUUUAAUGUCCUGUACAUCUGUUAUUGUCACGGCCGUGCAAGUGGAGUGGAGAGAGUUCCGGAGAGAGACCCACCACCGACACAAAAGCGAGCAAAGACUCGAUACAAAUCCAGGAUGAUGUCGAAUCAGAUGUGCACAGGCACAUCCCGUCCCUUCCUGUGUGAGGCUGGCGUUGGACUCAAGCACACAUGUGUCACCCUCACUGCUCACAUCCUUCGCCAUCAUCAUGAAGUGAGUCAGUUUGAACCCUCUGAAUCAAGUGCAGCCAGUGUCACAUCAGCCUGCCUCUGUCAAAUCAUACCUAGACACUGUUGCAGCAUGGUGAACUUGCUUAAAGUAAGUCAGUUUGUAUUGUGCUAGAAGACAGAAACAAUUGAGUAUUUGAAAGGGAUCAUGAGUGUUACUGCUACCUUUUGUGGAGAAUUUACUCAAUCGCCAUUGACUGACUUGUUGUGGUUGUUGCUCUGUGUCGAGCGUCUGGUGUUUUUUUUGUUUUUUUUCCUUUUUGAACAAUUGCAAAGCCUGUUGUAAGGAUCUUCCUUUUGUAGAAUUGAUUUGUCAUUGUUUAUUUUUUACUUUGUAAGAUAGUUGUAUGAGUUUUGUUUUUAUUGUUUGGAAUGCUCUUUCUUUUUUUGUUUACAUUGUUUAAAUGUAAGGCGACUCAAUUUAGAUUCCAGGAACAAAGUGAGGUGUUUUCUUUUGUGCCAGGUGCUUAGAAAUGUUAGAAAUGACAAAAUGAUCUGGCUGUAACAUCACAUGUUGUGAUAUUGCUCUUUUGUUUUAAUUGCUAUGUUUCAACACAAACCUGAAAAAAAAAAAAAAUGAAAUUAAACACAAUAUUUUUCUUCAGCACACCCCCCUCCUGUCGCAGAUGUCCAGCUCAGUGAUGAGCUAGUUGAUUAGAUUGAGGAAGAAGCAGUAGGGGCGGUCUGCACAAUCUACAAUAUAAUUCACUGUCUAACUAUAAAAUGAAGCAUAAAACGAAUCAAAAAGGGUGGCCUUAGUCAUUUUCCUGACUUUGGGAGUUUUGAUAAUGGUUACUCACCAGUGCCUGAAUACAUCUCUGCUACAUGGUGGAUGAUGUUGCAUUUGAAGAUACAUAUAUACUUCAAUUACAUCUGGCAGUGUCUAAGAACAUCUAUAUGAAGAAUUACUCGCUGACACUGGCUGCUUUAGUGUGUGUGUGUCAUUAAAUGUAAGAUGACUAAUAACCUGAUCUACAACUUUGAUGCUGAAAACUGUACUUAAAAUAUAUUUCUCAUCUUUUAUGAACUGAUUUUGUAUAAUUUUCUCCUUGACUGGCAUGUUCAUUGAUAUGUAUGUACAGCUGUAUGAUAUGUCCUCAUCAGCUUUAUCAUUGUAAGCUGAUACUGAUAUGUAACAGUAUUUGGUUUACCUCUACCUGUCAUUUUAUCACAAACCUUGCCCUAUGGACUAGCCCCAAACGUUGUUUUCUUUGUCAGUUAUUCUAGCCUUUCUGCAGAAAAAAAAACGUGGUCGUGAUAUGAAAAAUCGCCACUGAAGAUAUUGUCUGCAAGUAUCCAAGUAUCAAAACAUGCACCUGAUAUUCUUUAUUAACAGACCCUUUCUGUCCUCCACAACAGGUGACCUGCUACAGAUCUCUCUGUCUUCACUCAUGUUUGGGGACAACAUUUAUGUAGGCUAUGUCCUCAAAGUGCCUCCAGUUUCCUAUUUUUUAUAUAUAAAGUAGAUAUUGAGAACUGUUGUGUAUAUAACAGUAAUGUAGCAAUAAAUGUGCCAUUUUUAAUAACAAAA